UUUAGAUUAUAAUCACAACAUUAAUGUUACUAUUAAUUAGGGGAGAAGAAUCAGCUGAACUACUUGAACCUAGAAAAACAAAAAUAGGCGUUUUGGGGUUAGGAAGUUCAAUACCUACACCACCCGAAGGUAUACAAGCUGAGCUAAUAGUUGUGCGAACUUUUGAUGAACUAAACGAGCCAGCUGUAUCUGCAGCUGUCAGAGGAAAAAUUGUUGUUUUUAACAAUGAUUACAUUACUUAUGGAAAAUCUGUGAUAUACAGAAAUCAAGGUGCUACCAAAGCUGCCAAACUCGGUGCUGUAGCAGCACUUAUAAGAUCUGUGACGCCAUAUUCCAUGUACACUCUCCAUACCGGACAACAAUCUUAUCAGAAAGGAGUUAAGAAUAUUCCUGUGGCUUCAAUUACCGUUGAAGAUGCUAGAAUGUUACAAAGAUAUCAGGACAAAGGCGCCAAAAUGGUACUCAAACUCCACCUGCACUCCGAGACAUUUCCUGACACAACAUCCAGAAAUGUGGUAGCCGAAAUUAAGGGAUCCCAAAAACCGGAAAAAGUCGUGAUAGUUUCAGGUCACAUUGACAGCUGGGACGUAGGGGUAGGUGCGUUGGAUGAUGGAUGUGGUGCUUUUAUUUCUUGGUAUGCCCUAGCACUGCUGAAAAGUCUUAAUUUACAAGCUAAAAGAACAGUAAGGGCUGUUUUGUGGACAGCUGAAGAACCAGGUUUAAAGGGAGUUAUUGAAUAUGACAGAGCGCAUAAACAUGAAUUGGAAAACUUUACUUUUAUUAUGGAAUCAGAUGAAGGUGUAUUUACCCCUCUAGGUAUUGAGUAUGCUGCUGGUAAAAAGGGAGGAUGUGUAAUAAAAGAAAUUGUAAAAUUAUUGGCUCCAAUAAACGCCACCUACACCAAAUCCUACGAUUCAGUAAGCUCCGAUAUCACCAUUUGGGCUCAACAGAUACCGACAGGAAGUCUUUACAACAAGAACGAAAACUACUUCUGGUGGCAUCAUUCAGCGGCUGACAGAUUGGACCUCAUCGUGCCAGACAACUUAGAUAAGGGUACUGCCGUUUGGGCAUCCGUAGCCUAUAUUAUUGCCGAUUUAAAAGACGAAUUUCCUAGGGAGUUCAAUGAUAUCUCGACGCUUUCCAAUGUUAAAUUAAUAGAGAAGCUUAAAGAAACUUUCAAGCAGAAGUAUACAUGA
Messenger RNA from Psylliodes chrysocephalus, 1196 nucleotides. Lineage: Eukaryota; Metazoa; Arthropoda; Insecta; Coleoptera; Chrysomelidae. The record is from the annotation of a GenBank genome assembly.